AUGGAGCCCAGGAUUCCUGGCGUCGUCCAGGGGGUCGAGGCUCAAGGGGCGGCCUCAGACGAGACAGCGGCCGAUGGUGUCGAGAGCACUGUGGUGUGGAGCUCUGGCCCCGAGGCGGUGAUCCUCAUGGGCCUGUCGGGCCUGACCGACGGCAAGAAGGGCCUGGGCCUGACCUCGCACGGCAUGGUGAAGGCCGUCUACCACGCCUGGGCGGCGCUGCUCGGCGGGGAGGACUCGGAGUGGCACGACUGGCCCGGGCGCAUCCUCCGCCUGGGCCUCCUCUUCAUCGUCCUCGUGGUCAGUGCCACCUACACGGCGAAUCUGGCCUCCUUCUUCACGCGGCCGGGCAUCAAGCUGCAUGGGCCUAAGGACCGCGCGUCGCUGAGGGACGCCGUCGCCUGCGUCCUGCCAGAGGAGUCGACCGUGGCGAUCGCGCAGCCAUUCGUGAAGGACCCCAUCCACGCGUGCCCGCGAUUCCGUCGGCUCGGCCGCAGCGCAGCUGGCUGCGCUCGGUCGCAUCGGACCGGGCUGCGCAGCGGGGUGUAG
Prorocentrum cordatum is the source of this 546-nucleotide messenger RNA. Lineage: Eukaryota; Dinophyceae; Prorocentrales; Prorocentraceae. The record is from the annotation of a GenBank genome assembly.